AGACCGGCCGGCUGGCACUCAGUUGCCUUUAGCGCCGUGCAUCUCCAAGUUAGUCAGUCAGUCAGUCAGUCAUUGAGUCAGUCGGGUCGACGUGCACCGCGCGGCGAGAGCGAUCAGGAAUCGAGCGUUCGAUACAACCAAAGAGCAAGUGCAGUGAACGAAACCAAAUCGAUACCAAAAGUCGAUCUAUAAGGGCGGAAGCAGGUGGACAAUCGUUUUUCCGUGUUUCGAGAUGACGCGACGAGGGUAUCGCGCGUGUUUCGCUUGAAAACGUAUCUUGUACGAAGCGUGGAAGUAAACGAAGUAAAAGUGACUAGUGAAAGUAAGAAGAUCAAGACGGGAAAGAUGAUGAAGAAGGAGAGACCGAUGACGUCGGUGACGGCCAUCAUCCAGGGGACUCAGGCCCAGCAUUGGUCCCGCGGCAACACUUGGCUAAGCUUGGACAACAGCAACAUGUCCAUGUCUUCUGUGGGCCCACAGAGUCCUCUGGACAUGAAGCCGGACACAGCGAGCCUCAUCAAUGCAGGAAACUUUAGCCCUUCCGGUCCCAAUAGUCCAGGAUCCUUCAACGCUGGUUGUCACAGCAACCUCCUCAGCACGUCGCCGAGUGGACAGAACAAAGCAGUCGCACCCUACCCGCCGAAUCACCCUCUUUCCGGAAGCAAGCACCUAUGUUCGAUCUGCGGGGACCGUGCCAGUGGCAAACACUAUGGUGUCUAUAGCUGCGAGGGUUGCAAAGGAUUCUUCAAGAGGACCGUCCGCAAAGACCUAUCGUACGCGUGCCGCGAAGAGAAGUCCUGCAUCAUCGACAAACGACAGAGAAAUCGAUGUCAGUAUUGUAGAUACCAGAAAUGCCUGGCUAUGGGGAUGAAAAGGGAAGCAGUGCAGGAAGAACGUCAACGUACCAAGGAAAGGGAUCAGAGCGAAGUUGAAAGCACGAGCAGCCUGCAUUCUGACAUGCCCAUCGAACGUAUCCUAGAGGCUGAGAAACGAGUCGAAUAUAAAAUGGAGCAGCAGGGAAAUUACGAGAAUGCAGUGUCGCACAUUUGCAACGCCACGAACAAACAGCUGUUCCAGCUGGUAGCAUGGGCGAAACACAUCCCACAUUUUACAUCGUUGCCACUGGAGGAUCAGGUACUUCUGCUCAGGGCCGGCUGGAACGAGUUGCUGAUAGCCUCCUUUUCCCACCGUUCCAUCGACGUGAAGGACGGUAUCGUGCUGGCCACAGGGAUCACUGUUCAUCGAAACUCGGCGCAACAGGCUGGUGUGGGCACGAUAUUCGACAGAGUGCUAUCUGAACUUGUGUCGAAAAUGCGUGAAAUGAAGAUGGAUAGGACUGAACUUGGAUGUCUUAGAUCCAUCAUACUGUUCAACCCGGAAGUGCGAGGUCUGAAAUCUAUCCAGGAGGUAACCCUGCUCCGCGAGAAGAUCUACGCAGCCCUAGAGGGUUACUGUCGCGUAGCUUGGCCCGACGAUCCAGGUCGAUUCGCCAAACUGUUGCUACGUUUACCAGCGAUCCGAUCGAUCGGCUUGAAAUGCCUGGAACACCUAUUCUUCUUCAAGAUGAUCGGUGACGUACCGAUCGACGAUUUCCUCGUGGAGAUGCUGGAAUCACGAUCAGACCCUUAGGAGCAGAAGGUGUGCCGCGUUCUGGGGCACACCGAUCUGUAAGAGGAACCAGAGGGACACAUGUACACAUCAUCGUCGAGCAAACAGAAAACAGAAUCGCAGAUGGGAAAGAGUUUUUUCUUGUCGGUACUCCGACACCUCCUCAUCAAGAUCGUUCGAUGAUCAACGCGUUCAGCGAGGUGGAUUUUACUUACUCCUCUCUCCUUCGACUUUUUAUUUAUGUCUCUUCGUUAGCGCAUUCUUCUGUCCGACGUAAAGGGGGUGGUCAGUGAUCCGAUUCGUAUCGAGAGCACGUGGAAAGUCGCAACGAUACACUCGCAGAGUCAUGGGCUGCAGCUUCGCACGUUGGAACCGUGACAUUAAUCCAACAAGCUGCUGUUUUACAACGAGACUUUGAUGGUGGCAAACAUUUGACCUACCUUUGUAAUUUAGUUGGAGGGAUUUACUUCUUUUAGUUAAAAGGAAGUAUGAAAAAAGGUCCAUCAUUCAUUCAUGUUCUUCAAGUGAUCCUAGGUCUCCUCAAUCCCUCAGGAUCUCCCCAUCCCUAGGUUCUCCAAGGACCUAAAAUAAGUGGCUCUAUACUUACUUUUAACUAAAAGAAAGCAAAGAAUGUUAAAUCAGAAGGCUAUCAAAGCUACCAUCAAAGUAUUAAUAAAAUUGCAUUGAAAACUACCACCACUUUGAUCACCCAAAACUUGUAAAAACUAAAAUUUAUUUACAAUAUGUCACGAUUAAAAUAUUGGUUUUUAUAAUUUACAUGCAGUUACUUAAAAUGUGUGGUAGUUUUCAGUGCAAUGUGUGUCUGAUAACAUUGCAUCCACGUUGAACUGUGCACUCCCUACAGCCACAUGGAAGUUCCUAAGACAUCUCCUCCUCGUUUUUGUUUUGUUGUAUUUUACACGUUCUCUAUCACCGACGAGUUGGUUUCUAUCUGCUUGUUCAGUCUUUCAAAAUAGAGUUGUGUACAGACAGGGCCUUUUUACAUGGCACUCAACGUGGAUGCAACAUAAAUUAUAACAUGUUCUCGGGUAUUUUUACAUUCCAACUCUGCCUCGAUUCGGAUCGUUCUUUGGAAGAGCCACGAUAUAAAUAAAUAUAUACAUGCAUAAAACGGGAGCGUUUUACACGUGUGCACUAUGAUAAUUUAUUGUUUUGUAUUUUAGAGUAUAGAGAAAGAGAUAAACUUACUAAUUCAUUAUUAAUUAAAUAUAUUACGGUAGCUCGUCUCGAGAGCUAUAUUAUAUGUACACAUGCGUACAGCUUAUGUCUGUAAUGAAAUACCGAUACCAUAACUGUUGGACAACACGUGAACAAAGAAUAUUUACAUUCGAAGUAUCAAAAUUUCUUGAUACGCUGUUAAUACUGUCAGAAAAUUUCUUAUCAAUGUUUUACGUUUGGCAUAUCAAAUUGUGGGAAUUGUCAAGUUUCCUCUUUUGUCAGAUUUUAAUUUUCGCUAUGAGUUAGCGAGUAAUAUAAUUUUAUCACUCAAAGAUUUUACUUGGAAAAAAUAAUAUUUCAGCGCUAUAAGAGAGCUUUUAAAACAACUUCAAAGAGAUGCUUGCAAGAUGUAUGGUCUAUCUUUCUAAAUCUAGAUACAUGUAAGAAUUAACUGAUUCAGGACAGGAAUAAGAUAGAAACCUUACCGUCGUUGUUAGUAAUUUACAGAACUUUUUUUAUGAUUUGAGCUGAAGGAUAUAAGAAAGUUUUAUGAGAUAUAGGUUUUAAUUCUAUUUUAAUAAUUCAAGGCUAUUUUAUCUAGGUCUACGAAAUUUAAAUUGUGAUUAUAGAUACUUUUCGAGUGGUCGUAAACUCUAAAUUCGGGGCAAUAAAUUUUAUCGAUAAGUUAAAAGUAUAGAUUUUAUAAUCAAAGGUAUUUGGAGAGUGCAUUAUUUUAGAAAUUUAUUUAUAUUUUUAGUAAACUAGUUUGAGAGUUUUAUUGUGUAAUCUUGAUUGUAAAUUUUUGCGGGGAAAAAUCGAUCUUUUCUUAGUGUCCUUCAGUUUUAGUCAUCUAUAUUAAAUGACUCUAUAGCACCCUUAGCAAUUGUAAGAAAAUGAUCAUACUUACUUCGAUGAUAUAAAUUAUGAUAAUAUUAUAUAUUAUUAAACAUAUUUCUAUUUUUGCGUGAAUGCUUACGAUUGUUAGUUGUUGGUUAUUGUUAUCUAUUUGAUGAGAGUUUUUAAUGUUAUGCAUACCAUGAGAAAAAGAACACAUUAAAUUUCCCGAUCUUUUUUGUAACACUACUGGAGUUGCUAUUCAUUUCAAAUGCCUGGUAUACGACGUUGUCUUUAAGUGUUUCCAAACGCAGGAUAAGCAUUUGAUAAUUACAUGAUUUAUACUAUUCUAAAAUGAUUUGUAACCAUUGGCGUAACUAGACAAAAAUUUAGAAAUUUUUCAAAGUUCAAAUUCCCCAAUUUUUGAAGUGGAACAACGCUAUUAAUAAAGAUAAGGGACCUGGAUAACCCCAGACAAAAAUUGUAGUUACGCCAAUGUUUGUAACCAUUUCAAAGCCAAAUAAUUUAUAUAUUUCAUAAGGUAAAUAGGAAAGUCGUAUUUUAUAAUCCGUACAAUUUCGUUUGUUAAUAAUGUUCUUUUUUUUCUGAUAAUAUAACAUCUCGACCAAAAUUACCUCUGAACAAAACGCGUUAUGCGAUCACACCUCAUCUAAUUCCUUAAAUAUAUACAAAUAUAUAUGUAAUAUGAAAAAGAGAAUAAACAGUAAAAAAAUAUUAGGAUUGGAGGGGCGUGAAUGCUUGGCUACCUGUGAAUGAAGUUUCAUAUAAAAUAUAUAAAUGUUAAAACGAUUGAUAUCUAUUACAUACGUAUAAUAUAUAAUUAUAUAAACAAAACUCUUUCACAAAAUAAUAAAUGAGAACCUCAGUAGUGGUCAGUAGAGUAACAAAGAUAAUGGCAGGAAUUAAGAAAUACGAAAUCAUAUUAUAUUUAAGGUAAGAGAUUCAAGAAGUGUUGACACUUUGGACCGUAUUGAAGUCUUACUCAUUAACAACAUGCUUCUUUGUGGAGCAAUGAUAUUCAAGAACAAUGAAUUGUAUACACGAUUGUAAUUGAUGUAAACUUAAUGCUUUUGCCAUACUUCUUUGAACUAUCAUAGAAAUGGUACAAUGCUCAAAUUAUAUGUAGUAACGUUUUACUUAGUAAUGAUGUCCUAGAAUGGAAGAACAGGGUGCAUUGGAAAUUUUCUGUACAAGCAUGGUAAAAUAAAUGAACAAAAUAAUUUCUAUCCACUGUUCUAUUUUUCAUGCUUAUUUAGUACUUAUGCAAUCUGAUUUUAUAUUUUUAUAUUUUUCACAGGUAUUUAACUCUUAACUGCUAUGGUGAAGUACAAACACUGUGGAUACAUAAAAAGAAAAAUUUUCCUCCUUUCAAUUCUUGACAGAAACAUUUUAAUAUAUUUAAUUGUAGGGUAACAUCUGUUUAACUGUGUGGGAUAUUGUAGGUCCCCCAUAGUAACAGUUAAGAGUUAAAAUUGUAAUGUAUAUUAUUGUAUAAUUAAAAAUUUGAGAUAACAUUUAAUUGCUGUUACAAAGUACAGAAAAGAUUUCACGCACCCUUUCUACAUAGAUCAGUACAAAUAAGUUUAUAUUAAUAGUAACGAAUAAAAUAAUUUGAUCUUACUAAAUAUGUAAGGUACAUCCCACUUAAACAGAGUAGAAGGUUUCCUAUAAAAUAUUGUACCUUCAAUGAUCUAAGCUAAAAACCAGAGUACUAAAAAUCCUUCUGUGUGUAUAAAUGUUGUGAACUUUUAUGUAUCGAUAAAUGCUACAUGAAUAACAAAUUAACUCGUACAACUGCCAUUACAAUUAACUAUUUUUUGGAAUACUAACGUGGCCCAAUGUUCCAUGUUUGAUCUUUCUUCCUUCAGAUUGAAACGGCAAAAAAUUUUCAUGAACUUGUUGUACCAUUUUAUUGAGUAGAUUUUUUAUAAUUUGAUUGUAUAUCAAUGGAAGUCGCCAUUGCGCAAAACGCGUAGUUCUAAAUAUGUUAGCGAACUCAAAAUCGAUUAAUAUGAAGUAACUUUAAAAGAUGAAUAGUACGGAUAGCUCUUUAACAUAAUACUUUAUUAUAGAAACAAUUAUUGUACUCGCAGCUUAAAGGUGUUUGUGAAUACUAAUUUUUUUAUAUAUUGUUUGAAAACGACUUUCAUCUUAUUGCUGAAUAACCGAUAACACUAUGGUUGUGCUAACAAAAGCAAUGUUUCUCUGUGUAAAUAACAAUGUCUGUAUGUUGUAUGUCAAACACAUACAAUGUAUAUAACAAAAAUAUAUGUAUGUAUACACUUGCAAUUCAUCUUUUACUACCUUUAAGCUGUAACCAUUGUUUCAUUACUUAAAGGGAUAAUUAAUUCGCGUAAAUCUAUUGUGUAGUUCUCUCUACUAAACAUGUGUAUAUCUAUCCAUUUACGAAUGUAAAUGCUUUAACAUACACAUGAAUUCUUACGUUAUUGAAAUACGCUUUUGUAUGUGUAAACACUUUUUCAGGUAAUGGCAUGAGAAAACUGGAAUACAAAGAAAAUUCUACAUUGGAUCGGUAACUAUUUUAUAAUAAGAGUAAUAUAUAUAUUCGCAAAAGGAUGUCUAAUAAUGAUGGAUAUACGAAUUAUAUAGAAGACAAAAAUAUGUACGAAAGAAUGACAGAGAGCGAGAUUGUUAGUGAAACAGAUAAAAAGAAUCUGUAUUAUUGUACUUGUAAAACAGUAUGAGUAAUACUGAUCUCUGAGUGAAGAGAUUUUGCGCCAAGAGAUAAAUCGUCUAUUCUGACUUGUCUAAAUAUAGUAUUUUUAUGAACUCAAAAUCUGUUAUGUUAUAUCCCACAUUUUUCUUGCAAUUUUUAGAGUACCUAUCCUUCCAACACUGUUUACUCAUACAAAGAUAUUUAAUGGGUGUCUAAAAAUAGAUGAACAAUGAAUCAUAAGCGGUACUUAAGAAAACACACUUUUAUUCAUGAUGGACAUUAUACAGAGUAUGUUUCUGAUAUUAUUCACUGAUAUUCUUAAGAAUAACAAUUAUACAUAUUUUUGAUACUUCCAUUGCUGCAAAGUUCUUUCCCCAUCUUCCAUUGUAUUAAUUAUAAAUUAAAUGCUCCAAUAGUGUCGAG
Molecule: messenger RNA, 6742 nt
Organism: Megachile rotundata (alfalfa leafcutting bee)
Lineage: Eukaryota; Metazoa; Arthropoda; Insecta; Hymenoptera; Megachilidae
Gene: usp
Product: retinoid X receptor ultraspiracle
Biological process (GO): regulation of DNA-templated transcription
Cellular component (GO): nucleus
Molecular function (GO): zinc ion binding; nuclear steroid receptor activity; sequence-specific DNA binding
Source: RefSeq, a predicted model, not a curated record